Messenger RNA from Pelagomonas calceolata, 1065 nucleotides. Lineage: Eukaryota; Pelagophyceae; Pelagomonadales; Pelagomonadaceae. The record is from the annotation of a GenBank genome assembly.
GGCUCACUGCUCACCAGGCAGGCUGGCGCGGCCGCAUCGGCCCUUGGUGCCUCUCGGGCUAAAAAACCACGUGGCAGGGCCCAGCUAUUGAGCCUAGUCCUCUCGAACAAGAAACGAGCACGCCUUAGCCCACAGCGACAGAGCACAGGUCACUGCUCUCCCAACACACUACAGAGAGCACACCGCCUAAGCGAAGCGAUGCGCCCAAACACCCUCUGCGCCCUCACAGCGCUGGUAGCGACGCACGCCAUCGCCGCGUUCGCCGCUCGGCCACCUUCAGCCCUCGACGAAUGCUCCGGGCCCGUCCAGCCGGCGCUCAAUUACGGCAUCUCGCGGCGCACGACGCCGAGGGGUGUGCCCGCGCCCAUCGACAUAAACGAGUCGCUGGCGGAGGCGGUGUGCUGCGACACGCGGGCGCUGCCGUUCGCCGAGCCGCAGUUUCUGUACAAACAGCCGGAUGUCGGGCUGUUUCGCCACGUGACGAAGACGACGACCUUCUACGACAGCGUCUGUGGUUUGCCGCUCUUCCGGGCGCCCGUGAAUCGAACACUAUCUGAUUUCAAGGCCGACACGGACGAGCACGGCUGGCCGUCGUUUCGGGCGGCCGAGGUCUUCACGGAGAACGUGCGCGUCGCCGGCGGGCUCGUCACGUCGGCGUGCGGCACGCACCUCGGCACGUAUCUGCCCGACGACAAGGGCCCGCGCUGGUGCAUCGACCUGGCCUGCGUCGCCGGGCAUCGCGCGCUGAACGCAACGCUCUCCACGGACAAGUGCGGCGGCAAAGAUGCGAAGUCGUACGUGACGCCCUUAGAUACGUGUUACAGCCCGCCGGCGCUCUUCCAGAACGAUUCGCAAUGGGGUUCCUACGACGUCCGCGACUCGCUCACGCCCCUCACGAGGCGGCUGCGCCGCGCGUUCUACGACACGAAGGACGGGUCCUGCGGCGCCGAGACGGACCACUUCGACAUCCCGCUGGACCAGUGCGUCGGGCCCUUCGGGACGCCGCGGCCGUGGGGGGAGUUCCGUGUUGUUGGAAGCGCGGCGGCGGCGUCGGUUGUGGCCUGA